Molecule: messenger RNA, 980 nt
Organism: Aureobasidium subglaciale EXF-2481
Lineage: Eukaryota; Fungi; Ascomycota; Dothideomycetes; Dothideales; Saccotheciaceae
Exons: 2
Coding region: 6-503 (165 amino acids)
Source: RefSeq, a predicted model, not a curated record
CGAGGAUGUGCCAACAAGCUAAUGGGGGGUGGGAGAGCAAUGUGAGCUGGGGAUGUGUUAGUCCAAUCAAACGAUACGUCUUGCCAUGCGAAUCAUGUGUCCUUCAUUAUCUGAUGGACGUCCCGCUUGACCUGACCAUGCGCGUAAUCAGCCACGGUAUUUUCGAAGGCACGCCUUGCUUUCUUGUGGAAGUCUUUGAGCGGAUCUGGUCCAGCCAUGAUGAGCUGCACAACGGCCCUCUUCACAAAAAGAGGAUCCUUCAAAACGCGGUUAUGCAACGUCUCAUAAACAAGGUGACCCUGGCCGAUGUUGUCAAGAACUUCUUCGGUCCAUCCAUCGACACAGGCCUCUACUGCAUUAUCGAUUAUGAACUCCAGGGAAAGCGCAUUACUGGCCUUGGUCAGCAUUUGUUUGUCAACAAGCAUCUCCCCAACUUGAUGCAGGAGUUACAAGAGCAGCGGCUUACCUCUCAGCCUCCUCAUUCAUCCUGGUCAACGUCCUAGCGAUGUCUGCAGCUUCAUCUCUAAACUCAACCAGUGUCUGACGAGUCGGUCCCCAGCUGUGAGACAUGGUGGUGCUCAGCCCGCUCUGCAUCUUCUUCAUGCGGUUCGAGAGGGCGUCGAGAGGUGUGGAGGGGACUUGUGCCACUUUCGUGGACUUUUGCUGGUCUUGACUGGUGGCGCCAGAGGCUUUUGCGGGCGGCAUCCUAGUGAGGGCGGGCGCUGGUUGCGCGGGUACGUUCUGAGAGCUCGAGCGGGUGUUGUGAGACUUGGACACGCGCUCGGUGGGAUUUGGUUUGGGACGCUUGAGGGGAGGUUCGUCGGUCGUCGGACGCGGGUGUGCGGUUGAGGAGUGAGAAGUUAUGCUGAUGCCGGGCCAGACGACGGAAGGGAAAUUCACGACGAAAUGUGCACUGCACUGUGUGAUUGAAAGUGUUGCGGAAGGUAAGUCUCGAUGUGGAGUAACUCAAUGACAGGUAA